Molecule: messenger RNA, 2343 nt
Organism: Mugil cephalus (flathead mullet)
Lineage: Eukaryota; Metazoa; Chordata; Actinopteri; Mugiliformes; Mugilidae
Gene: slc13a4
Product: solute carrier family 13 member 4
Exons: 16
Coding region: 21-1958 (645 amino acids)
Biological process (GO): monoatomic anion transmembrane transport
Cellular component (GO): membrane
Molecular function (GO): transmembrane transporter activity
Source: RefSeq, a predicted model, not a curated record
CCCAGAGCCCCGGGUCACCCAUGAGGCUGGAGGCCGCAGCCAGGAUGGAUCUGUUCAGGAAGCUGUGGAGGGCGAGGAAGCUGAUCGUUGUGGUGUUCAUCCCUCUGUCCCUGCUUCCCUUACCGCUCAUCCAUCCCACCAGCGAGGCAUGUUGCGCUUACGUGCUGAUGGUGACGGCGGUCUACUGGGUCUCCGAGGCGGUUCCUUUGGGUGCUGCCGCUCUGGUCCCGGCCUUCCUCUACCCGCUAUUUGGAGUGCUCAAAUCCAGCGAGGUGGCAGCAGAGUACUGUAAAGAUACCACCCUGCUGCUGAUGGGAGUCAUCUGCCUGGCAGCCUCCAUAGAGAAAUGGAACCUGCACAAACGCAUCGCUCUGAGGAUGGUGAUGAUUGCAGGGGCAAAGCCUGGCAUGCUGGUGCUGGGCUUCAUGUGCUGCACGGUGUUUCUGUCCAUGUGGCUCAGCAACACGUCCACCACAGCCAUGGUGAUGCCCAUAGCCGAGGCCGUCCUGCAGCAGUUGAUCUGCACCGGCCUGGCCGACAACCACAACGACUCCGAAACGGUAGAGGCCCCCGAGGAUGAGAGUGCUGUGUCGGGCAAAGAAGAUAAUUUGGACAAAAACCAGUUAGAGCUGCUCUAUCGCAACAACAGCAACGACUGCAGUAAACAAAAAUCUUCUACGCUAAGUGUGGUACAGACCGUUGAGGUAAAUGGUCUGGGUCUGCCAAUCUCCAUCCACAGAGGCCACGGCAAUGGACAACUGCCGCAGGCUGCGAUUGAAAUCCCAAACGUGAAGCGCAUCAAAGCCAGGAGAGACUCUCAGUAUCCCACCAAAAGGGACCACUUGAUCUGUAAAUGUCUCUCGCUCAGCAUCACCUAUGCAGCGACCAUCGGUGGUCUUAUCACCAUCACUGGCACGUCAACCAACCUCAUCUUUGCUGAGCAGUUUAACAACCGUUAUCCAGAGGCAAAGGUGAUCAACUUUGGCACGUGGUUCAUCUUCAGCUUCCCCAUCGCCAUCAUCAUGCUGAUCCUCACCUGGCUGUGGCUGCACUUCCUCUUCCUCGGCUGCAACUUCAGAGAGACGUGCUCGUGGAGUAAGAAACGCAAAACCAGGAGGGAGAUGCUGUCAGAGAAGAGGAUCCACGAGGAAUAUGCUAAACUUGGACCCAUAAGCUACCCUGAGGUUGUGACCGGUGUUUUCUUCAUCUUGAUGACUCUGCUGUGGUUCACCAGAGAGCCUGGCUUCGUGCCCGGCUGGACGUCUCUCUUUGAAAAGAAGGGAUACAGGACCGAUGCAACAGUGUCUGUCCUUCUGGGCUUCCUGCUCUUCCUCAUCCCUGCCAGACGACCCUUCUCCUCCUCCUCCCCCUCCUCCUCAUCCAGCUGUACAGACUCAGAUGAGGAUCCAGAGUCUGACCCGCUUGCUCCCAUGAUCACCUGGAAGGACUUCCAGAGGCUGAUGCCGUGGGAGAUCGUCAUCCUGGUGGGAGGAGGCUAUGCCCUGGCAGCUGGCUGCAAGGUGUCAGGCCUGUCCGUGUGGAUUGGCAGACAGCUGGAGCCCAUGAGCGGCCUUCCUCCCUGGGCCGUCACCCUGCUGGCCUGCCUGCUGGUGUCGGCGGUCACUGAGUUUGCCUCCAACCCGGCAACUCUCACCGUAUUCCUGCCCAUCCUGUCAGCGCUGUCGGAGACUCUGCUCAUCAACCCCCUCCACACUUUGAUCCCGUCCACCAUGUGCGUGUCAUUCGGGGUCAUGCUUCCAGUGGGGAACCCCCCCAACGCCAUCGUCUUCAGUUACGGCCACGUGCAGAUCAGUGACAUGGUGAAAGCGGGAUUCGGGGUGAACCUGAUCGGUGUGGCCGUGGUGAUGCUGGCCAUCACCACCUGGGGGGUCCCACUCUUCAACCUGACCGAGUUCCCGGCCUGGGCCGUGGCCAGGAACGUCACCGGGAGCUUAUAACCACCGACGGGCUGGGACCAGCGGUGAGGAGAGGGAUGAAAGCCGACAGACGGAAGGAGGGAAAGUUUCCGUGUUGAGAGACAAUGAUAAUAAAUAAUAAUAAUAAAAAAAAGAAGCAGUUACGUGGCGUGCCAAGAGGAGAACCAGACUGAAUAAACUGGCUUUAAAGGAGGACGAUGGAUGGCGCAAAGGUGGAGAAGAAGAAGAUUUUAUUUGUAUUGGCCUCAUGUGGUUGUUUCAAGGAAUGUUAAAGUGGACACUGGGAGAACAAUGAACUCCAACAUUUAUUAUUAUUAUUAUUAUUUUAAAUCUCUGUAAAUGUUUGACGGAGAUUAUGUUUUCAUCAAAUCAUUAAAAACCACAAACCUAUUUGUGGUGAUCGAGA